AACUCAGAAAGUGAGAGCUUUAUGGCGUUCAUGGCGGUCGGGCAGUGUAUGGGUACCUCCAGAAACUACAAAACAAAUGAUUUCAUUUUCGACUAAACUUAUUUGGACGCCAUUAAAAUAGUUCUCGCGAAGAACUGAAACUUGAAGUUUGGAUAGUGCUAAAUUGUUUUUGGUAUAUGGGUCCCCAAAAUCCCAACUUAUUACUCCUACCGGGUUCGACAAGCAGGGGCGGGUUCGUGUCUCAAUCGGAAAAGCUCCACCUUCAGAAGCCUCUGUGGCUCUUACUUUGUCUCGUCUUCUCUUAUUCUGGAUCCAAAGCUUGAAGUGAAGGUUCAUGCUUCUUGGAAGACAUUGUAGCUGAUGCGGAUAAUGGUUGGAAGGUUAUCAACUAGGUUGAUGAACAUUUGUGUAGCCUCAUGUUGUAAAUCCCGAAACUUGGCCAAAGCUGAAGCAGUUAUUGUUGAUGGUAUAAGAUUAGGCAUACUUCCCAGUGUGAUCACUUACAAUACUUUGGUUGAUGCAUAUUGUCGGUUUGUUGGACUAGAUGUAGCUUAUUCUAUUCUUGAAAGAAUGAAAGAAGCUGGGAUAAAGCCAGAUGUUGUUACUUACAAUUCUUUGAUUGCUGGGGCCAGCAGGCGGCGCUUAUUAUCACAAGUCCUAGAUCUGUUUGAUGAAAUGAUUGAAGCAAAUAUUACUCCAGAUUUAUGGAGCUACAAUACACUGAUGCAUUGUUUCUUUAGUUUAGGGAAACCUGAUGAAGCCAAUAAUAUUUUUCGGGAUAUCAUACUUAGUGAUUUUUCUCCCUGCUCAACUACAUUCAACAUCAUGCUUCAUGGUCUUUGUAAAAAUGGUUAUAUCAACAAUGCCAUUAUGUUAUUUAGGAAUUUACAGCGUCAGGGAUUUAUCCCUGAGAUAGUGACGUACAAUAUUAUUAUCAAUGGACUUUGCAAGCGUGGCAGAUUGAGGGCAGCAAGGAAAAUGCUCCAGGAGCUUGGAGAAUCUUGUUUAGAGCCAAAUGCCAUCACCUACACUACAGUUAUGAAAAGCUGUUUUAGGUCGAGGAAGUAUGAAGAAGGGCUUGAGAUCAUGUCGAUCAUGAGGAGCAAAGGUUACACCUUUGAUGGCUUUUCACAUUGCACAGUUAUUGGAGCUUUAGUUAAAACUGGUAGGAUGGAUGAGGCAAAUUUUUACAUGGAAGAGAUGUUAACAAAUGGCAUUGAACUUGACCUAGUGUCUUAUAACACAUUAAUUAACUGGUAUUGUAAAGAAGGUGAUAUAGAAGUAGCCUAUAAGCUGUUGGACGAGGUAGAGAAAGGUGGUUUUGAAUGUGAUCAGUAUACGCACACAAUUAUAAUUAAUGGAUUGUGCAAGGCUGGUAAUAUUGAUGGUGCCCUACGACAUUUACAUUAUAUGGAUAUGAUGGGAUUUACUAUAAACUUGGUUGCUUUCAACUGUUUGCUUGAUGGAAUGUGUAAAUCUGGUCAGAUUGAUCGUGCAUUGAGGUUGUUUGAAACAAUGGAGAUCAAGGAUUCGUUUACCUAUACCAUCUUAGUGUGCAGUCUUUGCAGGGCAAGAAGGUAUCAGAGUGCAUCCAAGCUUUUGCUAGCUUGUUUAAGAAGUGGCAUGAGAAUACUCAAGUCCGCUCAACGGGCUGUUCUUGAUGGCCUACGUAGUACGGGGCUUACAAAUGAAGCAAAAAAGCUUCAGUCAAAAAUGCGAUUGGCUCGGAUGUAUAGUAAUGACUUGGGUAUGAUGUCCUAAGACAUGCUUGCCAGGGUACACAUUUAUUUAUUAUGAAGAGCUGCCCUCUUGGGAACGAGUUGUUAGUCAGCAGCACCAUGAAGAGGAAUUCUGUUUCAAACUCGAGUAGUUUUGGGAUAUAAUAUAAUUGUACCAAGACACAAAGUAGUAAUAGUAAGCACUGCUGCUGAAACUGCAUUAAUAAAAAUGUGCCUAAUUGCUUGUUCCAGCGUGUACAUUGCUCAUCCGAAUGCUGCUAUUGAGUGCAUACGGCUGAAAGGUCAGAUUAUGUGAGAUUGGAAAACAAAAUUUGGAACCUUCGUUACCAGGUCGAUUGGUCUUACAGAUGAAGUCUAAGUUUUGAUGGAUGAUGACUGAUAAACCUGUUUUUUGUUCGAAAGUUCUAGUACUAUUGAAAAAGUUGCCAAAAGAACGUGUAUAUUGAUUAUUUUUCCCUUCUUCCUUUCUGGUAGGUACACAUCUUAUUUGGGUGUGUUACUGAAAAAAAAAUCAAAUGUUAUAGCAUUACAGUAAAUGCUUGUCUAAAGUCAGUAGCUUUAACUUUAACACCAUUGGGAGGGAUUCUUGUCAAUUAUGGCCCAGUCUGAAGUGUAUUUUUUUGACCAAAAAAAAAACAAUUUAAUAAGAAGACAAGAUUCAUUUUGUGGUUCUGGAGGGGAUGGUCUGCUGUAUAUUUUCACUUAAUUUUAAUUUUAGUCAAGAGAACGUUUCCAA
This is a messenger RNA of Humulus lupulus (European hop), 2475 nucleotides long. RefSeq names its product putative pentatricopeptide repeat-containing protein At4g17915. The transcript has 2 exons. Bases 361 to 1761 code for a protein of 466 amino acids. Lineage: Eukaryota; Viridiplantae; Streptophyta; Magnoliopsida; Rosales; Cannabaceae. Gene Ontology annotation, molecular function: protein binding. The record is from RefSeq and is a predicted model, not a curated record.